CAUAUUGGGCGAAAGAGAUACUAUAAAGAAGGAGGGGUAGAUCUCGGAGUGGGAAAUAACGAGCGUUGCAACGUCUGCGAGAGUCGUGUCGCUACUUCCGAGGAAAUAACAUCUUAUAGGAUACUUUGUAGCGAAGAAGGUAGUAUUCUAUCCAAGAUGUCAAGACCGAUCCUUAGCAGACCGCGUACGCGCGUGUAUGGAUGCAACUACGACAAAGGGGAGUCGUAUUAUAAGCCAAUGGUCGAUCACUUGGAUCGAAAGUAUAGCUCACGACCACUUUUUUCUGAACCAAGAAAUUCGUUGGCCGACGAGAUUGCUGCCCGACGAGGCGACAUCGGCACGCGUGACCUCUCCGCCCCUCGCAACAGUCCCCUUGGGCGUGACCUUGACCUUGAAUCAGAUCCUUCCAUUCGCGGCCCACAAUUACCCACACUACCCUCCUCGGCCACUGCCGACAACUUGUUCGCCCCCGAAGACGAGGAUGUCGUCUACGACAGCCGUGGGCAGCGUAGUCGGCGCCGAUUCGCCGACAAUUUUGCCAACGACGUCGUAGCAACGACGCAACAUUUGAAAGCGAAACUGGCCGCGAUCGGGUUGGAGGACGAGGUCGAAGCAGCGUUGGGGAGAUCGCGACGUGCACGCCGCGAUGACGAGGACCGGGACGAAAAUGGCAACACCGCUGGAAGGAAUCUGUGGAGGGAUGUUAAGUCGAUCGGCGAAGAGGCGGAGGCGACGUUCAAAAGACGUUCGAAGAUGUUCGACGAGAUCGCGGAUCGUUCGUCGGAGGAUGGCAGGCCGCUGCUCGCCAAAUGGUCGAAACUGAUGAUGGACGAUAACGAAAAUUCGAUCGCGGCAAGCGCCGCUGCGGCCAGGGCGAAACAGACGAAGGCACGUUUGAACGAUCUCGAGUCAGAGAUGGAGGAGCUAGCGGAGAGGCAAGCGAAGAGGGAGCGCAGGGCAGCCGCUCUCAGAGCGUUGAUCAACGAAAAUAUCGCCGACACGGAGAACGUUCAGGAGCAGUCCGUUGUUAGCAAAAAGGUUUCCAUCCGCGAGCGUGCCGAGAAACACGUCGCUUUUUAGGAAUAUUCUAUGUUCGAUUCUAAGAUAAGA
Messenger RNA from Apis dorsata (giant honeybee), 1110 nucleotides. RefSeq lists its product as uncharacterized. The record is from RefSeq and is a predicted model, not a curated record. Bases 157 to 1080 code for a protein of 307 amino acids. The transcript is spliced from 3 exons. Lineage: Eukaryota; Metazoa; Arthropoda; Insecta; Hymenoptera; Apidae.